CGGGGAGUGACUGUGCUCAGCCGGGCCUUAUCUUUCUGAUAAACACUGAUCACAAACCGAGCUCCGGAUACUGGCACAGGCUACUUCUGCGAUCAGUGCACUAUUUGACGACAUAAUUUCCGGAUUGAAAGCGAUUCAUGGCCGCAAAUGCGAGAAGAGAGCGAUAAUAGAGCAACGUGGCGGUCGGAUUUGUGAAGAUUACCGUCAAUAAAGUGCUCUGCACAAGACUGCCUCAGACUAAGCCCUGUGUGAAAGGGAUGGGCAGUGCACCGGCUGAAUCUCACUUUCUUCAACAACAAAAAAAAACUGGGUGGGGAAAGGAAGGAGACUCUUGACUCCGUCAUGCACAUUAUGUUCGGCAAGGUGUAGGCUCGCUUGUGAUGGGUGUCAAACGCAUUGUACGACUCUUACGAUUAGUUAGAAGUCAGAUUGUUAACAUGAGGAUGGCAGAGGCUCCCAUGUCAUGUGAUUGUUUUGUUUCGUUGCCCCCUGGCUCUCGCGAUGACCAUGUGAUUUUUGGGAAGAACUCAGACCGUCCCCGGGAUGAGGUGCAAGAGGUGGCCCUCUACCCUGCAGCAUCCCACCCUCCAGGCUCCAUGCUGGAGUGCACAUAUAUCCAGAUCCCUCAGGUGGAGCAGACGCACGCCGUCAUCCUGAGCAAGCCUGCCUGGAUGUGGGGGGCCGAAAUGGGAGCCAAUGACCAGGGAGUCUGUAUUGGGAACGAGGCUGUCUGGACUCGAGAGCCUGUCGCUCCCGGAGAGGCUCUGCUGGGCAUGGACCUUGUCCGACUGGGGUUGGAGCGUGGGGAUAGUGCCUGGGCAGCACUGACAGUGAUCACCGGCCUCCUGGAGCAGCAUGGCCAGGGGGGGCAGUGCAGGGAGGAUCCUGAGCCCUUCAGCUACCACAACACCUUCCUUCUGGUGGACCGUAACGAGGCCUGGGUCCUUGAAACUGCUGGAAGGCUGUGGGUGGCACAGAAGUUUACAGAGGGUGUGAAGAACAUCUCCAACCAGCUGACUAUCGGGACUGAGGUCUCCACAGAGCACCGAGAGCUGCGGAGCGUGGCCCAGGCUCAGGGCUGGUGGGAUGGUGAAGGAGAGUUCAACUUCUCCCAGGUGUUCAGCCCCGAGAACCCACCUGCCAGGAUGGAGCUGGCCAAACGGCGCUACAAGGGAGGCACAGAGCUUCUCCAGCAACAUGACGGCUCAGUGACGGCGGAGGUAAUGAUGUCUAUUCUGAGGGACAAGCCCAGUGGCAUCUGCAUGGACUCUGGAGGUUUCUGCACCACAGGCAGCAUGGUGUCUGUCCUGCCCAGAGACACCAGCCUGCCCUGCAUCCACUUCUUCACCGCCACCCCAGACCCCUCCAGGUCUAUAUUCAAGCCUUUUAUCUUCUCGGACUGUUCCACCCCAGUGCUGAGAGUGGUCUCUCCACAGUUCGGCCCAGAUGACCCUGUCAGGAAGCAGCCUCGCUUUCAGAGCCAGGUGGACCGCAGACAUGACCUGUACAAGGCCCAUCAGGUGGCGCUGAACACCAUGGAGACCAACCCGGACGAGGGGUUUGCAGUCUAUGAGGUUCUGAGGGACCUGGAGUCGCAGUGUCUGAGCGAGAUUACAGCCAUGCUAAGAGGAGAGUUACCAGGAGAAGAACUGGGGGACUUGUUUUUUGAUUGCGUGGACACAGAGAUUAAGUUCUACCAGUGA
Molecule: messenger RNA, 1703 nt
Organism: Micropterus dolomieu (smallmouth bass)
Lineage: Eukaryota; Metazoa; Chordata; Actinopteri; Centrarchiformes; Centrarchidae
Gene: scrn2
Product: secernin 2
Exons: 8
Coding region: 381-1703 (440 amino acids)
Biological process (GO): proteolysis
Molecular function (GO): cysteine-type exopeptidase activity; dipeptidase activity
Source: RefSeq, a predicted model, not a curated record